GGGCAGCACGUGGGCUGCGGGCUGGGUCGCUCACUGCAGGGUCUGAGCAACAGCUUUCGGGAGGGCAUGACUGCAGGUGCCCACUGUGGCCUCGCCCUGCCCCGUGGAGCUGGGCGGUUGCCCGGGGGGCGCCGGGGGAGACCGGGAUCUGCGGCUGGCGAGCUCUCUGCAACUAGCUCUGUGUAUUAGUGUGUAUGAGCAGAAAGAGACUUAAGAGAAGUGGACUCCAGCGAUUCUAAGUCAUUGAGGUGGGCUUCUGCACAAUUCACUGCAUCCACCCAGGAGCUGAAGCAUCUUCCUUAGGUUGCAGAGUGCAUUUAAGGAGAAGAUGACCUUUCAAUUUAACUUCACAAUACCAGACCUUGUGGAAGCUGAGUUGACACCCGUUGGGGGUGGACCUCUGACCCAGGAUUCCUCAAAAGACUCCUCCGUCUCAGGAAGUCAAAAGGAUCAACGGAGAGACAGAAAGUGUUCACCUGCAUUGCUGAGUGAUGCACCAUCAUCCCAAGAGACUGCAUAUACCUGCAGCGCAGCUAAAAGUCCCAGUCACGGGGAGCCACGUGAAGAACAGACCAGCUUGAGAGUUGCCAAAGAGCACCCGAUGCCUAGUGACCUCAAGAAAGUGCUGGAGAAUAGAGUCCUGGAAACGGUCCCCGGCCUGGAGGACAUUGGUCUGUCCCUGGUGAAAACCGCCUUGUUGACAGAGAACUUCCCAGGAGAAAACAUCAUCUCACGAACUUUUUCCGCUCACUCCGAUCUGAUUCCCGGGGUGUACGAAGGAGGAUUGAAAAUCUGGGAGUGCACCUUUGACCUCCUAGCUUAUUGUACUGAGUCCGCCGUGCAGUUUGCCGGGAAAAAGGUGUUGGAUCUGGGCUGUGGGUCUGGCUUGCUGGGUCUAAUCGCGCUCCGGAGGGGCGCCCAGGAAAUUCAUUUUCAGGAUUACAACAGCACGGUGAUCCAAGAAGUCACCAUACCUAAUGUAGCAGCCAACGCCGCUCUGGAAGACACAGACGAGGACCCAGUGCUAAGAUGCAGGGGUUCAAACGGAGCCCCCAAGCCAGGUCGCUGCCGGUUCUUCUCCGGAGAAUGGUCUGAGUUCUGCAAGGUUGUCCUAGACGGUGCAGAGCCCUUCGAAAAGUACGAUCUCAUUCUGACUUCCGAAACCAUUUACAACCCGGAUUACUACCAGGCUUUGCACCAGACGCUGCAGAAACUGCUGGCCAGGGGGGGCCGUGUGCUCCUGGCCAGCAAGGCACAUUAUUUUGGCGUCGGUGGUGGUGUCCAUCUGUUUGAGAAGUUUGUGGAGGAACGGGACGUGUUCGAGACGAGGACACUCAAGAUCGUAAACGAAGGACUACAGAGACUUAUCCUUGAAAUGACAUUCAAGGGCCACUGAGUGGCACGCAGGAAAUAAAUAAGCCAACUAAC
Messenger RNA from Sorex fumeus (smoky shrew), 1428 nucleotides. It is a transcript of the gene METTL18, whose product is annotated as methyltransferase 18, RPL3 N3(tau)-histidine. Gene Ontology annotation, molecular function: protein-L-histidine N-tele-methyltransferase activity. Gene Ontology annotation, biological process: peptidyl-histidine methylation, to form tele-methylhistidine. The record is from RefSeq and is a predicted model, not a curated record. NCBI's taxonomy places the organism in Eukaryota, Metazoa, Chordata, Mammalia, Eulipotyphla, Soricidae. The transcript has 2 exons. Bases 329 to 1396 code for a protein of 355 amino acids.